GGCAUCUGUGUUUGGGUUGGCUAUGUCUAAAUCAGCACUCCUUGUCCUAUCGCACAGGUGGAGGUUCAAACGGGUCCCAGACCAGAGGCACCUCGGGAGGGAUCGGAUGGCUGCUGCCUUCAGGCCUGGCCAAAGUUUGACCCGCACUAAAAAACAGGCCUGUUCCAGACCAUUGCUGCUCUCCCCCUGCUAAAACAACACCAGGGAAAGUGUGCGUCAAUAUAGGGGAGGUUACCUCUGUGGAUAAUUUGUCUCCCAGUAAAAACCUCCUGAAAAUCUGGAUUAAAAAAAAGGUCUCCCUCCAGUCUGACAAAAUGGAUAUGUAUGCUGUGCCCAACCCGGGGAUACCAGGCUGUCCACCAGGACUAGAAUACCUGACUCAGGUGGAUCAGCUACUCAUCAAACAGAAAGUAGAGCUUGUUGAAGCCCUUGUUGGUUUCGAAAGCAACAACAAGUAUGAAGUGCGUAACAGCAUGGGUCAGAAUGUGUUCUAUGCGGUCGAGGAGAACGACUGCCUGAGUCGACAGUGUUGUGGUCCCCUGCGCCCCUUCACCAUCCACGUCCUCGACAAUUUCGGACAAGAGGUCAUCACCGUCACCCGGCCACUUAAGUGCAUGUCUUGCUUCUUCCCUUGUUGUCUACAAGAGCUGGAGGUGCAGGCUCCCCCCGGUAACACAGUGGGGUACGUUGCACAACAGUGGCACCCGUUCUCCCCCAAAUUCAUCAUUGCAAACGAACACACCGAGCCUGUACUGAAGAUCCACGGGCCCUUCUGUGGAUGGAGCUGCCUUCCAGAUGUUGACUUUGAGAUUUUGACGAUGGAUGAAGUCAGCAAGAUCGGAAAAGUCAGUAAGCAGUGGACAGGACUUCUUCGGGAAGCAUUCACAGAUUCAGACAACUUUGGUAUCCAGUUCCCCAUGGACCUGGAUGUGAGAAUGAAGGCUGUAAUGAUCGGCGCAUGUUUCCUCAUUGAUUUCAUGUUCUUUGAGUCUACUAACUAGGAGCCAAUCAGGAUCUCCAUAUAAGCAUACAAACAUUCCUGGAAGAACAAGGCCACAAAGCCAUGAUGAUCAGUCCCAAAUGCCCUAACACAGAACAACCUUCAAACAGAUAGUUUAAAGAACGUACCCAAAAGGUACCCACACAUUAUAAUUUUGCAUGAACAAUGAAAUAGAAGGUUUGUUUUAGUCUUAGCUGCUCAGGUUGGUUGUUUAAACAUGUGACUGGGCUGUGAGUGCAGUUGCACAGUGCAGUUUUUAUAUGAGGAAGUUCAUUUGUGUUUACAUUAUGGUCGCUGAGCCCAUCUGGGCCCAGAACCUUUAGUUACUACUUAAAAAACUUGCAUAGUAGGAUGACAUCCACAUACAAGUCAAUAAAAAGGGUGACACUAAUACAGGCAAGUGCUGUUAUACAGUUUGUGACAGAAAACUGGUGUCGUUAUGGUCGGUACGCCGAGGAGGUCAGCCACAUAGCACCUGUGUAAUUUGGUCAUAUUAAUAAUCAAGAUGUUAAUGUAGUUUGUAGUUCAGAUAUUCAAAGCCCUCAUUUAUGGUUUUAUAUUUUGGUCUGUUACAAUUUGUCAACAUAGAGUAAUGUGUGUGUGUGUGUGUGUGCACUGCUUUGUGUGCGUGUCUGUGUGCUAUGAGUGUACUUGUGUGUGUUUAAAACAGAAACAUAAAAUAACGUAGGAUUUCAAUAAUAUUUUCAACGCCAUAGCAAUUAUGCAUAGUCAACUAACUCUGUAGAGGUUGUGUAUUUGGGAGCAGAUGGGUUAUGGCUCCAUGUACCAUCCCCCUGUCUUGUCCACAAGAGGGAGCUAGCUUUUCAUUUAAGAAUAACCCAACAUGGCCCAAAUAGACCAACUCAAUCUGCUUAUGCCAUAGGUUUUUAUUGAAAUAGUAGUGUCUAAAGACAUUGUUUAUUUUUGGACAAACUCAGGUUGAAAUGCAUGCUACUGUAUUACAGUGUUGGCUACUGCUGACUCCAGGAACUACACACCAGCACCUGAUACUAUGAAUAUAAAGACUAAUAUUUUGAAGAUGGUGUACAUUAAAUCAGCUAAAUAUCCAUAUUCUGCGUACAUUUUCAAGUAUAUCCACUUGAUUUUUCUCACUGUUGCAUUACAUAUGGUGUGGCGACCUUUACAUGUGUCCAAAAAGUUAAAUAUAACCUCAAUCAAAUUGCCAUUGACACUGCUGUGCACCAUGCCUCCUUGUAAAAUUCAAAUAUGAUUUAAUAGAGUGUCUCAGCCUGAUUAAGAAUGGUAUGGAACAUUGUAGCAUAUAAUUUAUCUACAGUAUGUGCUACAUCAACCUUAAAGGGUUAAUCUAGAUUUUUUAAGGGGCGGGGGUAACUUAAAUGUCACUUAAGGGGCAUGAGGUAGUCAGUGUAUUACACACAGCAGAUGGCGGUCGGCACACCCCCAGUUUGGAGAAGCAGGCAAAGGUACUGCCACAGAAGCAAAGCAAUGUACUGCUGUGGACGGGGGCAGCAGCAAAACAUAUUGCAGCCAUUUAGAAAAAUAAUAGUUUAAGUUUACACUAUGUUAAGAAUAUUUUUACCGCUUUGCCUUGCCUUCAGACAGCGCUUCACGUUGGGAAGCAGCUGAAGGGUUCACUUCCCCAUCUGUGCUCUCGUCAAAGCUACCAGACUCCAUAAACAAAAUCAGUAAUUUUAGCUUGCUGAACACAGGAGCUGUUGGUCUACCGCUGCCUCAAUCAGUCAGUUUGUUUUGGUCAUAGUUGCCGUCAGCAACCCCCAAAAAAGUCCCACUGAAAUAAAAUCACUGUCAGUUUAAUUGUAACCUGUAUUUAGAAUAUUUUUACCUCUUUACCUUGAUGCGGGGCAGGACUGCCCUUUCUAUCAGCAGAGCUGUUGGUCUACUGCUGCCUCGAUCAGUCAGUUUGUUUGGGUCGUCGUGUGACUUUCACAUCUUAAAGGGUUAGCUUAAAUUCAGCAAAGUCACAAAAUGACACAAAGUAACUUAUAGAGGCAGCAGUAGACCAGCAGCUCCUGUGUUCACCAAUUUCAAAUUACUGUUAUUCUCAAUGGAGUCUGGCUUUGAAAAGAGCGAUUUAAAGGCUUCCAUCCCUGCCGGAAACUGCUGUCUGAUGGCAUGAUAAAGCAGUAUAUAGCGAUAUAGCAUACACUUAAACUUAAACUGAUGUUUUUAGGUGGGACUUUGUUCAGGUGGCUGAAAUAUGUUUUGUUCAUUGCUUUGCCUGUGAUUUGACACUCCUGUCUGCUUCUCCAAACUGAGGGGGACUGACAUCUACUGUAGGGAAGUACCUCAUACAACCUCCUACCUUGAAAAGAUCCAAACUAUCCUUUUAAGGCCAUUCAGAGCUCUUUUGUAGCAUGAUGACAAUGGCGUGUAUGUCAUCUGUGGUUCAGAAAAACUGGGAAAAAAAUCCAUCUUAAGUCAUUUUCUUGUGUCAACAGUGUUUUAUUCUACCUUUAAUGUAUUGAUUCUCAGAGUGGAUUUAUCUCACCUUUAAUGAGCAGUAUUUUUGAAAACUUGAUUUUAAGAACAAAUACAUGAUUAAAGGUACACUAUGCAGGAUUGCUGGCUACUGUUUGUGAGCUAAGUAAAAGCCAACCCUAGACUGACUCUUUGGCAUUUUGCUUUGUUAUAUUUACAUUUUUCUGUGCUGUGUCUUUUGGAUAUGUGCUGCUAAUGGUCUGGCACCUGGUCAGUACCAUUUUAUAAAGUCCCAACCUCACCUGAGUGCAGUGCCCAUAAACAUCCCAAGCACAGAAGAUAAUAAAAAUUGAGAAAAUACAGGCAGAGGGUGGAGUCUCUGCAGAUAAAUGCACUGCCUCACACCUCGAUGGGUCACAAGUAACGACUGAGAGGGAUUACUUUUGUAUGUGUGUAUACAUUUCCAAUAAAAUCCUGUGUAGUAUAUUUUUAAGUACUUAAGAUGGAUGUUUUUUGCAGUCUGUUCUGUUUUCAUGGCUUUAAUUACUCUGUUUAAGUAAAUCUAACUUACACCCAUGCCAUUAGGAUUACCCAGAUAAUGUUGCGCAUCUUGUUUGGUCAAAUGGAUUAAUAGUAUAAGACGCUGGUGCUUAGUCCUCUGAAGGCUCUUUGAUUGUGUUUAAAAGCCAAAAAUUAAAGUCAGAAUGUGAUACAAAGGGAGUUUAGGUAUUCCCAGUCAGUUAUAGUAUAUAUAAAAACAGUUAGAGUACUUAUUCUUCUACUUUUGCACUAAUACUGUAAACCAAUUUGAGUCAUGAAUGCAAACUAACUCUGUGAGCUAAGCUUAAAUUGUGCAAAUAGUCCAUGAAAACUCUUCAAUAAAAAUACUAAUAAGAAUAACAAA
Molecule: messenger RNA, 4325 nt
Organism: Epinephelus moara (kelp grouper)
Lineage: Eukaryota; Metazoa; Chordata; Actinopteri; Perciformes; Serranidae
Product: phospholipid scramblase 1
Exons: 9
Coding region: 315-1001 (228 amino acids)
Biological process (GO): plasma membrane phospholipid scrambling
Cellular component (GO): plasma membrane
Molecular function (GO): phospholipid scramblase activity
Source: RefSeq, a predicted model, not a curated record